AUGGAGAGCGACAAUCUGAAGCAAUACCAACAGGCUUGCAUUGUUCCAACUACAAAGCUGAAGAAAAAGCCAUCAGACAUGCUGCACAUACCAUCACAGACAAAGUCAAUAUCACAAUUCCAGUUGUUUUCCUUACAGAUGCUCUUGUCUGUAUUACAGGGCUUGACAAACAACAAGCUACCAUCACUAGAACAGGCGCUAUUUAACAUUCAAAGUCGCAUAACAGUGCUACAAUGGAUCCCUUCGCACUGUGGAGUCUAUGGUAAUGAACAAGCUGACAUUCUCGCAAAACAAGGUGCUGGACAACAACAGGAGGAAACCCCAGUCUGCCUUGCAGAGAUGAAAACCAUAAUCAAAUCUCUGUACAGAAAAUCCAAACAUCAAGACAGUUACCACCAUCUGUCGAGACCUGAACAAACCGUCAUAUUCAGACUGAGGACAGGACACAAUAGACUAAACAAACAUCUGAACAGAGUGAUGAAAGUGGUACCAUCCCGAAUGUGUCCCUGUGGUGAGGCAGAACAAGAUACAACACAUAUUCUACAGACAUGCAAGAACCAUCAGACAUUGAGAUAA
Molecule: messenger RNA, 576 nt
Organism: Ostrea edulis (European flat oyster)
Lineage: Eukaryota; Metazoa; Mollusca; Bivalvia; Ostreida; Ostreidae
Exons: 1
Coding region: 1-576 (191 amino acids)
Molecular function (GO): nucleic acid binding
Source: RefSeq, a predicted model, not a curated record